AAAACUGCUCGAAUUCAUGAUGCUCGUCGGACAGCUAAAAGUGGGUGUUUUCUCCAGUUCUAGGUGUUGAGGAACUGUUACGUGGUUCUUGAUCGUUCCCUGACUAUAAGAGGUUCCAUUUUACCGAUUUCGUUGGGAUAUAUUCAGGUUUCUUUGACUAGAGCUCUCCUGAAGGAAAAUCCAAGAUGGCGUCCGCUGGCAAGGGCACACGUGGGGCGCUGAACCUCCUCAAAAACCUCCCUCGCGUCGGUUUGAACAACAUCAAACCCCUCCCUGGCUCGUUUUUUAAAGCACCACGCCGUAUGGGGGGCGGUAAGUCGAAACGGAAAUGCGGUAGAGGUCACAAGGGUCAAGGUCAAAGAGGUACCAGGCCAAGGCUUGGAUUUGAAGGUGGGAACACUCCGUUCUACCUGCGGAUCCCCAAAUAUGGUUACUACGAAAACCACAGCCGCCGUAGACAGUACCCUCCACUCUCGCUCUACCGUCUACAGUAUCUCAUCGACAUGGGUCGCAUCGACACCACGCAGCCCAUCGAUCUCGCUUCGCUCACAAUAGGCCGCGCCUUGAACAUCAAUCCCAAGAGGCAACACUACGGAAUCAACCUCGUGGAAGAGGGGGCGGACAUCUUCCAAGCCAAGAUCAACAUCGAGGUGCAGUACGCCUCGGAGCUGGCCAUCGCCACUGUUGAGCGAAACGGUGGAACGAUAACCAUGUCAUACUAUGAUCCCAUGUCCUUACAUAUCCUGGUGGACCCAAUAGGAUUCUUCGCCAAGGGCACUCCCAUUCCGAAGCGUGCGCUUCCGCCCGAAGACUUGGUGGAAUACUACACGAGCGCGGAGUCUCGAGGAUAUCUUGCCGAUCCGAAGGAAAUCCAGAAAGCUCGUCUGGCCCUAGCAGAGAAGUAUGGCUACAAGUUGCCUGACCUUUCCUUGGAAGAACGUUUUGAGAUGUUGAGUAUAAGGAAGGACCCAAGACAGGUUCUGUUUGGACUUGGGGCAGGCUGGCUGGUGGACUUGAAUAGGAAAACUGUCCUGAAACCAACAGAUCCAGAGCUCUUGGAGUUCUACAAGUCUUGAAAGCCAUGACUCAUUUUGUAUAACUUUAAGUAAUAAAGAUGAUUCAUGAUGGAGCACCAGUAUAAUUGUUGAAAUUAAGUUUGCAUUGAUGAAAACAAGAUAUGGAAGAGUACAUGUAAAUCACUACUAAAUGAUAAUUAUAAGGAAAGUGCAAAGGAAAUACAGACUUUUGGAAAUGUUGAGAAUAGAUAUUCUAUGGAAGUGGUCCUUGAAUGAAUGCUUGCUAAUACUAAUAUUACUAUGCUUAGUAUGAGAACAAUGCUACAUGGACUUCUUAUCAUUAUCAACUCAACAUGGCAGUCUUCAAGAAGUUUAAAAGAGUAUUGGUAUCAAGAUAUGGAGUUUAUCAAUAUAUGGAGUUAUUAUCAAGAUAUGGAGUUAAUGUAUGAAACUCCUUUUGAGUAAAGAUUAAUUCUUUAAAGAGCACAGUACAUUGUAGUUUAUCUUGAAUGUUAUGGCCACUGGUUAUGGCCUCCAUACCAGCUGUCAAUCCUAGUAUUAAAGAACAUUGAACAUG
Messenger RNA from Branchiostoma floridae (Florida lancelet), 1593 nucleotides. RefSeq names its product 39S ribosomal protein L15, mitochondrial-like. The coding region runs from base 186 to 1076 and encodes 296 amino acids. Gene Ontology annotation, molecular function: structural constituent of ribosome. NCBI's taxonomy places the organism in Eukaryota, Metazoa, Chordata, Leptocardii, Amphioxiformes, Branchiostomatidae. The record is from RefSeq and is a predicted model, not a curated record. Gene Ontology annotation, cellular component: mitochondrial large ribosomal subunit. The transcript has a single exon. Gene Ontology annotation, biological process: translation.